GAAAGGGUGGAGAAGGAGUUGGAGGAGAAGAGGAAGAGAGAAAUGAUGGAGAAAGAAAGACAAAUUGAGACGGAAACGAAACGGAGGGAGAUGGAAAGAGAGAGGAAAAGGGAGGAUGAGGAGAGGAUGAAAGUGACUGCUGUGAAGCUGCCUGAACAAGCCCCCCAGGGAGAGAGCAGAGUGGGCGGGGCCGAUGGGGGGGGCAGGGCCAAGGAGCCGGGCGAGGAGGUGCGCUUUGACGACUUCUCUGUGAAGCCUCGGCGGUGGGGGAGCCAGGGGAGGGCCUUGUGGUCCAGCAGGGACAGCCCCACCCUGUGGGACGAGCGACAGGAGGAGAAGGAGUCAAAGAGUGUGCCAGAGAGAGAGGAGGCUGCGGGGACUCCUGGUGAUUGGUCCGUGCCGGUAGGCGAGCCAGGCGGCUCUGGCCCCGCCUCCGCCGGCGACGGCAGCAGCACCCGGCGGGAGCCUGACGAGACCCCUCCCCAAACCCCGACCCCGCCCCCAUCUCCACCCGUCCUGGAGCUGCGGACAGAAGCCCCGGAAGAGACGGAGGAGGAGGGUGAGGCAGAGUUGGUUGUGGAGACAGACCCGGAAGCGCUGGCGGAGGGCAGCCUGACUCCCAUCACCCCAAGACCGGAUGACCUCAUAAACUUGUCACCAGACGAGCCUCUGCCAGGAGAGCCCGACACGCCUAGUAACCAGGAGACUGAUGAUGACAUCAUCGACUUCACUCCCAGCACGGACCCUGAGCCCCUCCCCCUUCCUGAGUUCCCCACAUCGCUGCUGGACACCAGCGCUCAGCUUGCGAAGGCGGAGCUUGGACGGAGGCGGAAUCGGAGUCGGCCGUCGAUGCCUCCCAGGCCUGUCAGUCAAGGCGCUCCACUCGGCGAACUGCAGGAGGCCGUGGACGGGCCGGACGACUGCAUGUUCCGUGACUCCACAGAAGUCGCGGCAGAGUCUUCUUAUGGGGUGGAUUUGCAUUCAGAGGUGGAGCCCUCUCCACUGCCCAGCCAAUCGCAGAGAGUCCCCGUCUUCCCCGGAAUGGACCCUUCAGCCCUCAAGGCAGUGCUGCAGAAGCGAGGGGGGGAUUCUGAUGGACAGGCUGACAGACGCGCCCCCUCUCCGUUGGAGCUGUUGCGCCGCGUUCCGGCAUCUUCCCACCCCUCCCCCCCUCAGCUCUCCUGCCCUGCCCCCUCCCCUCCUCCGCGCACCCGCUCCACCAAAUCACCCAUCCCUCCAGGAGCAGCCAGGGUGCUGCCCCCUGCUGCUGGGACAGAGGACAGGGUGGAGUCCACACCUCCCUGGCUUCAGGAGCUGAAGUCCAAGAAGCAAUUCGCUCAGUCUGGUGGAGACCCAUAGACACCACAAAGAAAGGGUUUACACGAGGAGGAAAUGGCGGAAGCUUUGACCUUUAACCUGGAAAUGAACAGAAACUUGCUAUCAAGUUUUUUCUCUUGAGUUUUUUUUUCGUGACUUUUGCUUGUGAAACUCGUGGCAGCAGUAGGGUUUGAUAUAUGCACAAAGUGCCUUUCCGGAAAGAGUGGAGAAAAGGGCCUUUUCUGUCGAACGAGUCUUUGCAUACAGUCACUUUACUCUCUAUCUGCACAGAAGGAGGGGGACCAAUUCUGUCCCUGCACUUGUUGCACAAGGGAAAGGUUAGCCUGCAGGACCAAGCACUUCUUAACCUGAUGCACAACAAAUUCAGGACAGGAUGAUGUUUUUAAAAGAUUUUUAUUACUUAUCAGUUUUUUAUAUAAUGAAUGCAGUCUGUCUCUGUCUUCCUGUUCACAGUUUUAAAAAAUCUGUUUCUCUCUUUUAUUUGUGUUUUGUUUUGUUACAUUUUUGUUGUUGUUGUUGAACUGGCUGUUAGACCGGCACAAAGUUUACAGGAUCAACCCUCUUAAGGGACAGUUUAAUCAAAGCACCCGGAGCCUUAGACUGUAUCCCACACUGCCCGUCUCCGGUCCCUCUGUUUAGCGCCUGUUGUGCUGGGUCCAUUGGAAUCAAAGUGUGUUUUUUAAUUCAUCUAAAAUUCUGAGAAUUUGAUUCUGAUUGGCCCAGAUGCCCUCCGAUGACACCGGUAAAAUAUUAACUUUCGUUGGUCGCGAAUGGCGAUUCACUGCGAUGCCGAACAACAAUUUUUUUAAACCUGGUUCAUAAUAUUUCCUCCUGUAGACCAAUGUAAUGUAAUGUUUGGUUUGAUCUGUAUGUGAAGAUUUCAGGCUAUCUUAGGCCCGUGUGUGCACAUGUGUUUGUGUGUGUAUGUGUGUGUGUGUGUGUGUGUGUGUGUGUGUGAAUGGUGUCUUCUGUAAAAUUAUCCUUUUGUCAGGGCUUUUUAAAAAAGAUUGUUUCUUUCUUAAUUUCAACGCAAAGGCUGUAGGCUUGUGUGAGGCCAUUGUCAAAGUGGAAAUUGAUAAAUAAAAUAAAGUUUGCUAUGAAAUGGA
This is a messenger RNA of Anguilla anguilla (European eel), 2444 nucleotides long. RefSeq lists its product as uncharacterized. The transcript has 8 exons. The record is from RefSeq and is a predicted model, not a curated record. The coding region runs from base 43 to 1359 and encodes 438 amino acids. Lineage: Eukaryota; Metazoa; Chordata; Actinopteri; Anguilliformes; Anguillidae.